UCAAGCCGAUAAGCAAUAUCAAGCAAUCAAACAAUCAAACAAUCAAUCAAGCACUCAAUCACAGCCAGCAGACGACCAGGCCAGGCCAGCUCCACUCGCUUUGUAUAAUGUUUAGCAGUCUCGCAACGUUUCUAUUUGGAGCGCAGCCAACGUCUGAGUCAACCAAUAGCCAAGCGAAUCCUGUCCAGAACAACGCCAACCCCAACGAUACGGCCAACGAUCAGCCGGUCGGCGAUGUAAUUGAGGUAACUUCAACGACCCCUUCGGUAGCGGGCAACAAUCGUGGUACUGUCCGUUUGAGCAACGGUAAGCGAGGCGGCGCCAAGAAUAGGCGUGGCAGGCAGCGACACCAGCAGAACCAACAGCAGCAGCAGCAGCAGCAGCAGCAGGGCGGACAACGCAAGCAGCCGGCGACUCUAACGAAGCUACUAACACCCAACGGCGAGUGCGUCAUCGAGGACGACUUCAACGAGGACGAAUGGUAUAUUGUCGAAAAAGAAGACGAGGAGGACGAUUCGCUGCCGCGCAGCGACUCCGAGGAGGAGCUCUCUGUGUCGAAGGCGGCGCCGAGCGGUAGCGCUGCAGCUGCCAACGCAGCUGCUACGACGCGCCGGCGCCAGCACAUCAAUUCGCAUUCCUUGUACAGCGGACCGCGGCCGCAGCAGCAGCGCAAUCAUUUGCAGCGCACGCGUGCUGCACGCACGCUGAGCAUCUCGACCCUAAGCCCGCCCCGAAGUGUGCCCGACAGCGACAAUGCGGUCAGCCAGUCGCUGUAUGCGCCCGUCGUGGUCGCCUCCGCCGCAAUCUCACCCAGCGGCAGCGAGAGCAGCGGCGGGAGCGGAGGCAGCGGCAAGGGUCUGGGCUCGGGCGUGCUGAUGGAGGAGUCCUGGUACGUAACACCGCCACCAUGCUUCACCUCGAUUGGGCCAAUCAAUAUGGAAGCAUCACCCUUUGAGAAUCUAUUGAUUGAGCAUCCAAGCAUGUCGGUUUAUCAUAGUAUUAGAAGCAGCCUGGCGGGCACCGAAAGUUUUGUUAAUCUUGAUCUCGGCUCAGCGGAGCUGCCGCAGCCCGAACCAGAGCCGGAGCCGGCUCCAGCUCCGGUGGCAGCUGUGGUCCAGCAGCAGCAGCAGCAGGCGCCGCGCAACCACAACGCAUACUUCGAUCGCCAUGCGGCGGAGAAGUUGAAGCAGCAGACGCUGGCUCGUCAAAGCCAGAAGAGCCUCGGCAAGCAGCAGCAUCAGCAGCUCUGCCGCAGCGCCAUGAAGCGCGCCAACAAGGUGCGCGACUUUCAGGCCAAGGGUCAGCGGCCGCGUCGCUCCGACAUGCAGCACUGCAAGCUGCUCAGCGGCGCCAACAACAAUCGCAAGUGCUGCUAGUGGGCGGCACCACGCCCCCGCCCCCUCAACCAGUCCCCUCCCCACAGGCAAACAGGUUCUCUUCGGGGGCGGCAAAAAUUAUUCACACAAUCAUGGCAAAAAAAAAAAUAAUAAAAAA
This is a messenger RNA of Drosophila virilis, 1494 nucleotides long. RefSeq names its product Tumor protein p53 inducible nuclear protein (gene TP53INP). Gene Ontology annotation, cellular component: autophagosome; nucleus. Lineage: Eukaryota; Metazoa; Arthropoda; Insecta; Diptera; Drosophilidae. Gene Ontology annotation, biological process: autophagosome assembly; positive regulation of DNA-templated transcription. The record is from RefSeq and is a predicted model, not a curated record.